This is a messenger RNA of Emiliania huxleyi CCMP1516, 1128 nucleotides long. RefSeq lists its product as hypothetical. Bases 1 to 1128 code for a protein of 375 amino acids. The transcript has 3 exons. The record is from RefSeq and is a predicted model, not a curated record. NCBI's taxonomy places the organism in Eukaryota, Haptophyta, Isochrysidales, Noelaerhabdaceae.
AUGGAGCAGCUUCGUGUGACGACCGCCGCCGCGAGCGAGGGUGGUGGCGAGAGGCACGCCGGGAUCUCGCCGCUCGCAACGAGUCCCACCCGCUGGUGGCUCGCACAGCUCGCCGUGUGGUCCAUUAGCAUCGUGCCCGCGCUGGUAUGGCCGACCUGGCUCGCUGUCUUCGGCACCGGCUGGCUGCAGACCGUCCUUCUCUGCCUGGUGCUGCUCGUGCGCCGAUCGCAGCGCGAGCCUGCGAAUCCUCUCCACACCGUGCGCGUUGCGGCGGAUGCGCCGGCCGCGCCGCCGCCAAAGCGGCUGCGCCUCUCGCUGGCGCGGCGAGCCAUUGCAUCCUCUCGCGUGCGCAUCAUCGUCGUCUCGCGGCUGAAAAGGGCCAUCGCGCUGCGUGGAGCCGAGGCCGUGCUGGCGGAGCUCUUCUGCGGAGCUCGGCCGCCAGGGAGGCGGGAGCCGCCGCUCAUCGAGUCGGCGCCCCCGGCGAGGGCCUACUUUGCCCUGGUCUCGUACCGGCAGGAGCGGCUCGAAGGCGACGACAGCGGGACAACGAUGGACGCCGCGGCGCUCGCCUCGAUCGCCGACGUGGCGCACGCGGCGGGGCUGGAGGGAAUAUGGCUCGACGCGUGCUGCUUCGCGGCGGUGCAAAACAAGUACGACCACGACUCCUUUGUCGCCACCCUCGCUGCCGUCACGCAGCACGCGAGCGAGGUGAUCUGGCUCCCGCGCGCGCGCACCGCCUCCAAGGCGUCCUCGUACCAGUUCCGGCUCUGGUGCACCUUCGAGGCGGCGACCGUGGCGGAGCGAGGGCUGCCGGUGCGGGUCGCGGGGGUGGGCCUCUCGCAGUCGCAGCUCCUCCUCCACCGCUUCGGCACCUGGACGCCCCUCUGGCCCGGCUGCGAGAUGGGCGAGGUCCGCAAGCUGCAGACCUGCCACUCGAUCCUCCUCGUCCUCUUCUUCCUCUCGCCGCUCGUCGUGGCGCCGCUGGUCUGGGUGCUCCGCGCCCCCGCCGCCCUCUCGCAGUGGGCGCCAAAGCUGUCCCACGAGUACUGGCUCUGCGAGUCGGGCCAGAGCGUGCUGCGGCCCUACGCCCUCUGCCCAAGCCCUACGCCCACCCCUCUCAACCAGUAA